GAAUGUGAGUGACGUAACAGAUGCGACGAGGCUCACGGGCGGCUCCUGAACGACUGGUGACAGAAGUUGAACAUUUUUAAUGUCGCCUUUUAACACUCGUGCUGUACCUUUGAGGUGUUGCUGUUAAGAGAGCGGGCCGUUCAAGAGCUUCAAUUAGGUGUCCGUUUGCUGCCGCAGGUGACAGUUUUGUCCAGCAAGUUGAAUGCAGAAGACUGUGGUGGUUAUAGGCGGUGGCAUCAGUGGACUGUCCACUUGCUACUAUCUUAGUAAAAACUCUCAGUCAUCCAAGAUUAUUUUACUUGAGGCUAACAAACGUCUUGGAGGAUGGAUGCAUACUAUCAGAAGAGAAGACGGAGCAGUCUUCGAACAGGGACCACGAGCUAUCCGCCCUGCUGGGGUCAUUGGAAGGAAUACUCUAAAAAUGGUUUCAGAAUUGGGGCUGGAAAAUGAAAUCCUCCCAGUUACUGCUGAGAAUCCUGCCUCUAGGAACAGAUUCCUUUUUGUCAAUGGGAAGCUGCAGAAACUGCCUUCUAGCCCUGUGGCAGCUUUGAAGGCCACCCCACCUUUCAGCAAGUCCAUCUUUCACAGCAUCCUGGAGGAGAUCUUCGUGAAGCGUGGGACCCUGGAUGAUGAGAGCGUGCAUGGCUUUGUGGAGCGACGCUUGGGGAAGGAGUUGGCUGACAUUGCAAUAGACAGCCUUUGCCGUGGAGUGUUUGCUGGAGACUGCCGGAAGCUUAGCAUGCGUUCCUGCUUUCCUCCGUUAUUCCAUGCUGAACGCAAACAUGGGUCCAUCACACUGGGAAUGGUGCUUGGAGCAAGAAUGAAAGAAGAAAGUGACGUGAAGCAAAACAGACUCGUCCAGCAGUCCCGGAAAGAACACUGGUCCCAGUGGUCACUGAAGCAGGGAUUGCAGACCCUAGCUGAGUCUCUGGAGGACCACCUCAGAAAUACGGACCGGGUAGAGAUACACCAAGAGGCUGCUGUUCAGCAGAUACAGAUGGGCAGAGAGGGUGCUUGGGAGGUUCACGUAGAAGGUGGCCGAUUCAAAGCAGAUUAUAUUGUUUCUGCAGUGCAGGCGAAAGUCCUGAGCUCAAUGCUACCUCCUGCUGCACAGCCCCUUGCAGAAGAACUUCAGAAAAUCUCACCAGCGUCUGUGGCUGUGGUCAACCUGGAGUACGAUGGACUCGUUCUGCCUGUUACAGGCUUUGGUCAUUUGAUACCAUCAACAGAAAACCGAGCUGUGCUGGGCAUUGUGUAUGACUCUGACGCUUUCCCCGAACACAACCGGAAAGGCCCUCCUAGCACCCGGCUAACGGUGAUGAUGGGAGGAGCCUGGUUUACAGAAGAGUUUGGCAGCCCAGAGGAGGCCGACCGGACACGGCUUUUACAUGUGGCAGUACAGGCAGUCAAGUCCCAUUUAAAUGUCAAGGAGAUGCCGUCGUGGAGCAAUGUUAACGUUCAUAAGGACUGCAUACCUCAGUACUUGGUGGGACACUGGAAGUGCCUUGACAAUAUCUGGAGUUUGAUCGAGCAGCACCGCCUGCCUCUCAGUCUCGUAGGAGCCUCGUAUGAAGGGGUGUCGGUAAACGACUGCAUCUUCGGUGGGAAGAGAGCAGCAGAGAGGCUGCUGGGAAACUGACUGCUCAGUUGAGCCUUGUUCAGGUCUGAGGUCCAGAGAACCCUUGGGAUGGGCCCACUCUCGAUUGGCACUUUGGGCUUUUCAUGGCUUGCUGCUUUGUCUUAGCUGGGCUUUGUUUGCUUGGGCAGUAAUGUAGGGGCCUUGGGAUCAAAACUAUUUUUGAAAUAAAAAUGUACCAAAGUGCUUACA
This is a messenger RNA of Erpetoichthys calabaricus (reedfish), 1828 nucleotides long. RefSeq names its product protoporphyrinogen oxidase (gene ppox). The record is from RefSeq and is a predicted model, not a curated record. Gene Ontology annotation, biological process: heme biosynthetic process. The transcript has 13 exons. Bases 203 to 1639 code for a protein of 478 amino acids. Gene Ontology annotation, molecular function: protoporphyrinogen oxidase activity, oxygen as acceptor. Gene Ontology annotation, cellular component: mitochondrial inner membrane. Lineage: Eukaryota; Metazoa; Chordata; Cladistia; Polypteriformes; Polypteridae.